CUAAGUGUCGGUAUGCGCUUGGCAUGCAGGAUCGCACCAUUCCUGAUGAAGCUCUCUCAGCCUCGAGUUCGUGGCAUGAUUCAACAGCCGCAAAACACAGCAGGCUGGGCCUGAGUGAGGGCGAUGGAGCUUGGUGCCCUGCAGGACCUGUCUAUCCCAAUGAUGCAGAGUACCUGGAAAUAGACCUGCGCCGGCUGCAUUUCCUAACCUUGGUGGGGACGCAGGGACGCCAUGCCGGUGGCCAUGGCAAGGAAUUUGCUCGCUCUUAUCGGCUCCAUUACAAGCGGGAUGGGCAUCACUGGAUGCCUUGGCGUGACCGGUGGAACAAUGAGGUGAUUUCAGGCAAUGAAAACACUGAUGAUGUGGUGUUGAAGGAUCUGGGCCCACCUAUCAUUGCGCGGUAUGUCCGCUUCUACCCCCGUUCAGAUCGUGUCAUGAGUGUCUGCUUGCGGGUAGAACUCUACGGCUGUGUCUGGCAAGAUGGCCUUCAAUCCUAUACAGCCCCUUUAGGCCAGGUGAUGCCUUUGGUCCCAGAACCGGUCUACCUGAAUGACUCCACUUACGACGGGUCCAGUGUCAGCAAGUUACACUUUGGGGGUCUUGGCCAGUUGACGGAUGGAGUGGUGGGGCUGGAUGACUUCACCCAAACCAAAGAGUUCCGGGUUUGGCCUGGAUACGACUAUGUGGGCUGGAGCAAAAGAUCUUCUCCUGAGGGUUUCAUCAAGAUGGAGUUUGAGUUUGACCGACUCAGAUCCUUCACAUAUAUGAAGGUUCACUGCAGCAAUAUGCACACGCGUGACGUGAGGAUCUUCGAACAGGUGGAUUGCCUCUUCAAGCACAGCCUUGCCACGGCUUGGGAGCCUCAACCUGUCUCCCUACAGCUUUCGGUGGAUGUCAGGGACCCCAGUGCCCGCUCUGUCACCAUACCCCUGGAGGGACGAAUCGGCUUGUUCGUCCAGUGCCAUUUUUACUUUGCCGCUGAGUGGAUGCUCUUCAGUGAAAUUGCCUUUCUCUCAAGUGAGUUGGGGCUGGGACCUAGGUCUCUGCUGCUCAGCAACCCGGCUUACCAUCUCCUCCUGGCCACCUAUGCCCAGCCAAUGGGAAGGCCUGCUUUCCCGCCACCCAGCCAGGUUAAGCCAAUCAACACCAAUGCAUGUGGGAUUGACUACAUGGAACCAGAACUGGCUGCCAGCCAGCCAAGUUUCCAGAACAACGUGCCACAUUACGCCGAAGCCGACAUCAUCAACCUGCAGGGAGUGACUGGGGGGAACACAUAUGCUGUCCCGGCUGUUGCGGUGGAUGCUCUUGCCGGCAAGGACAUGGCAGUAGGCGAAUUUCCCCGGGAACGGCUGAUCUUCAAGGAGAAGCUGGGCGAAGGGCAGUUUGGAGAGGUCCACCUGUGUGAAGUGGAGAACCUGCAAGAUCUGCCAAGUUUGGAGUUCCCUUUCAACGUGCGCAAAGGGCGCCCCCUGUUGGUUGCUGUGAAGAUUCUACGCUCGGAUGCCACCAAGAAUGCCAGGAAUGAUUUCCUGAAGGAGGUGAAGAUCAUGUCUCGCCUGAAGGACCCUAACAUUGUGAGAUUGCUGGGUGUGUGUGUGCGGGACGAUCCACUGUGUAUGAUCACAGAGUACAUGGAGAAUGGGGACCUCAACCAGUUCCUGAGUGGACAUGAGCUGGAAGACAAGCUGGGUGGCAGCCCCAAUGGGAGACCAACCAUCAGGGUAAGUUCACCAUGGCCAGUGACGUUUGGGCCUUUGGUGUUACGCUGUGGGAAAUCCUCAUGCUGUGCCAGGAACAGCCAUACAGCCAGCUGACGGAUGAAGCUGUAAUCGAGAACGCCGGCGAGUUUUUUCGACAUCAGGGCAAACAGGUUUAUCUCUGCCGUCCGCCCACCUGCCCCUUGGCCGUCUAUGAGAUGAUGUUGAGAUGCUGGGCACGAGAGGCCAAGGACCGCCCAUCCUUUCAACACCUGCACUGUUUCCUGGCUGAGGAUGCCCUCAAUAUGGUGUGAACCCAAGCUAGCACCGGCCCUCGGAGGCUGUGUUAAGAAGUUGGACAUCACCAUAGAGACUGCUGGAGACCGGAUGUGGCUCAGAGGCCAUUGUGCUCCAGAGCAUUUUUGUGGGACAUCUGGUUGUUCACUCUGGCCCGGCCUUUGCUCGUCCAAAUCUCACCAUCCACCUUCCAAGUUGUGGUUCUCUUUCUCGACUGGUUUUCUUUUGGGCUCUGGUCAUCUCUAACUAACUUAUUUCGUCACAUGAUCCAAAAUUGUUAUUCUGAAAUUCUUACCAGGUGGUUUGUUUUCCACUCUGUUAACUCCUAUUUCUCCUCGUCCUAAACCAGUCUGUUUCAGCUUUAAACCAACUGGGUGCCUUCCUGCUGUGGGUAGAAACUACAAUUCUCAGUUGUUGUUUUUUUUAGUAUUUAUCAACCACAGAAUAAGCAACUAUGUGUCUGUCCCAUAUUGCGCCAAGAACAUUUGCAGCAAAGGACAGUUGUAAGUCCGAAACAUCUGGAGAACCUGAGAUUGUCUGUAGCCAGAGACCAUGUUGGCUAGAAAGUCUUAGUUCCUGUCUUAACACAUCUGGGCGACAUCCAAGCAAGGAAGUUGCUCUGUCAAACGUAGCCCUAUUCAUUCUGCCAUAAUCGGAAGAAAUAUUUUAUUACUUGUUCUUCCAAAUGUUUCUUCUAUUGCAUCAUUCUAGGUCUUUCUUCUGUCCUUUGAUCUCCAGGUUUUGAGGAUGAGCUAAGGAAGCAGGGUUAGUGGCUAAGAUAUUUACUCUGUUUUCCUUCCUUCAGCAGCAAACCGGGCACAUGUUCUGAUUGGGCUAAUCAUGUCCUUCACUCAACGUUAGCAACUCUGUCAGCAGGUCUCCUACAGAGGACUGUCAACACAAAAUACCUGGGUCCCCAAUUUCAUAGUCAGACCCAUCCCCAAGUAGCCCUGGAUUUCAGCCCCUCAUUGAGAACACGAGGAGAGGAUAUUCAUGUUGGCUUGCUUAGCAGGAGUCUGUCAGGACGGCUGCAGUAAAAUGCGUAAAGGUUUUAAACAAUUCAAGCACAGUACAAUAUGUGCAUUGUGCUACUUUGAAUACUAACACUCCUCCCCCCCCAUAACCUCCAAUUCUUUCCUUUGACACUCCAGAGAAAUUG
Messenger RNA from Thamnophis sirtalis, 3153 nucleotides. The record is from RefSeq and is a predicted model, not a curated record. NCBI's taxonomy places the organism in Eukaryota, Metazoa, Chordata, Lepidosauria, Squamata, Natricidae.